UGUGUAUAUGCUUCUGAGUCUAAAGCCAAUGUAUGCUUCUGAGUCUGUUAACCUGUCUAAAAUGCCCAAAAGAGCAGGAGGAUUGUAUGCAAAUGCAGUCCGCUAUUUCAGUAUCUUUUUGUUGAUCAUCUUGGUAUUUAGUUCAUCAAAUGGCAUGUCAAACGCACUGGAUGAUGCUUUGGAGAAACGCCAACCUGACUGCGCGCUCAGCUUCGGUGCUGUUGUAGAUUACACCUCCCUUGCCGGAAAAAAGGAGAAAGUAGCAAUGGAGAUGGCGCUUAAGGAUUUUUAUGGCCGGAGGACCAGUCUCCGGCAUUACCUGACUCUACAUGUGAGAAACUCUCGAGGAGACCCCAUCCGAGCAGCCUCUUCUGGAGAGAAAUUACACAGCAAUCUGUCACGGAUGGCAAUGGCAGUAUGGCUAUUUGUUGCGUUAGUCCUCACACAAAGUUUCACUGCCAGUCUAACAACACUGCUUACCGUUCAAAGACUUGAUCCAAUAAACGUCGACAUCAAGACACUUAUAAAGAGUGGAGCCAAAGUUGGGUGCGAUGCGAAUUCCUUUGUUGUGCAUUAUUUGGGGUCGGUCGUAGGCUUUGAUCCCAAAAACAUAGUGGAAGUCCAUGCAGAAGAUGAUUAUCCAGAGGCUCUUAAAAAGGGAGAGAUAAAAGCAGCCUUUCUUGAGGUCCCAUAUGUUAAAAUGUAUCUCGCCAAAUAUUGUGAAGGUUUCACCACUUCGGGACCAACACUCAAAGUUGGAGGCUUCGGAUUUGCUUUCGCGAGGAAUUCUCAGUAUCUACCUGAUAUUUCCAAAGCAGUUCUUAAAGUGUCUGAAACUGGAAAAUUGCAAAAGCUUGAGCAUUCUUUAACCUCAUCCCUCAAGUGCUCCGGAUCCACCGCUCAGCCUGAUGAUACUCAUGAUAGUCUUGGACUGAAUAGUUUCUGGGGCCUCUUUGUCAUCACUGGAGGAACAUCCACCAUUUCUCUCUUCAUAUUCAUCUUUCAUCAUGUUCGCCACAGAUGGUAUCAACCUUCUAGCGAAGGACAACAACAUCAUAACCCUGCCAACGAUGAGUUACUGAUGUUUGGUCCUGAAAUUCAGAACCGAAAUCAAUCAUAUUUGUAACAAAGAAGUGAGUUAACAUCACACGUUAUAGCCACUUAUAUCAUUUAGUUCAAUGCUAAAACUCUGGGUCCUCCAGAUUUAGGGAGUAAUUAAUUGUUUCUAUUAGGAUUUUUUUCUGCUUCUAGAAUUGAAUACGGGAUUGAAGUAAUAUAUAUUGUAAUAGAAAUGAUAGAUGGAUAUGAUGUUUAUGUAAAACCCCUAAUAUUAUAUAGGGUUAA
This is a messenger RNA of Alnus glutinosa, 1344 nucleotides long. Its product is annotated as glutamate receptor 2.8-like. NCBI's taxonomy places the organism in Eukaryota, Viridiplantae, Streptophyta, Magnoliopsida, Fagales, Betulaceae. Gene Ontology annotation, molecular function: signaling receptor activity; ligand-gated monoatomic ion channel activity. The record is from RefSeq and is a predicted model, not a curated record. Gene Ontology annotation, cellular component: plasma membrane. The transcript has 3 exons. Bases 8 to 1126 code for a protein of 372 amino acids.